UCCUCUUAACCGAUCCGAUUGAUAUAUUUCUAGGAGCCUGCAGGUAGAGAGAGUCACCAGAUGGACAGCCCAUUGUUGGAGAUGGGGAAGAAGAUGGAGAUGAUCAAGCUUUUUCUUGUGGGGCUUUCCAUCCUCCUAGGGUGCACCCAGGCGGCCGCCCAUGGGCACGAGAGCAGCGGUGGUAGGAGGAGGCUUGCGGCGGCACCCAACCUGCCGGUGCCUAUCACCCUCCUCACAUCGGCCGUCAACAAGGGAGCCGUGUGCAUCGAUGGGACACCACCGGCUUACCACAUGGACCCGGGCUUCGGUGCAGGGAAGAACAGAUGGAUCAUCGACCUAGAGGGAGGCGGCUGGUGCGACAGCGUGGCCGGAUGCCUGUAUCGCAAGGCGAGCCGCCUCGGGUCGUCAAAUCUUAUGGACAAGCAGAUGUACUUCGCGGGCAUCCUGAGCUCCAGCCCUGUCGACAACCCUGAUUUCUACAACUGGAACCGGGUGAUGAUCCGGUACUGCGACGGCGCGUCUUUCGCCGGCGAAGGCUAUGACGCCCGCAACAGACUGUAUUUCCGGGGCCAGCGCAUCUUCAACGCCGCCAUUCAGUACUUCCUCUCCAUUGGGAUGGCCUCCGCAGACCAAGUGCUAUUGACUGGCACCUCCGCUGGGGCGCUAGCGGUGAUGCUGCAUUGCGACCAGUUCAGCGCCUUCUUCGCCAGCCGGAGAACCACCGUCAAGUGCCUCGCCGAUGCAGGGCUCUUCCUCGACGCCGUGGACGUCUCCGGCGGCCGUACCUUGAGAUCCUACUAUGGGCGCGUCAUAGCCACCCAUGGAGUGGCUCAGAACCUGCCCAAGAGUUGCACUGCUCGUCUCGACGCCACAUCGUGCUUCUUCCCACAAAAUAUAAUCGGCCGCAUAAAUACCCCGAUAUUCCUGCUAAAUGCGGCCUACGAUACAUGGCAGAUCCGGGAAAGCCUUGCCCCAAACGUGGCUGACCACAACGGCGCCUGGCGAGCCUGUAAGUCCAACCGCUUAGCCUGCGACGCAUCCCAGAUCACAUUCUUGCAAGCUUUCAGGGGCCAGAUGGUGGCGACUGUUCAAGGUUUCUCCGGUUCCAAGCACAGCAACGGGUUCUUCAUAAACUCAUGCUUCAUUCACGGCCAGUCCGAGAACCAUGCCACCUGGAACGCGAAUGGCUCUCCUGCUAUUCAAAACAAGGAUAUCGGGAAAUCUGUGGGUGACUGGUACUUUGGGCGGGCGGAAGUGAAGGCCAUCGAUUGCCCAUACCCCUGCGACAAUACAUGCCAUCACGACAUGUGAGAAAAACUGAUUUGAUAAAAACAACAAGGAGCAGUACACUACAGCAGAGUGAUUGCUCUUACCAUGUCUUGUACCAAGUGAUAAGGGAUUAACUAGUCAAUGCCUACAAAUUGUAGACUAGAGUUUUGUUGGAAGUAGAGAGCAAGUAGAUCUCGAAGGUUUC
This is a messenger RNA of Lolium rigidum, 1474 nucleotides long. RefSeq names its product pectin acetylesterase 3-like. The record is from RefSeq and is a predicted model, not a curated record. Bases 61 to 1311 code for a protein of 416 amino acids. Gene Ontology annotation, cellular component: plant-type cell wall. The transcript is spliced from 9 exons. Gene Ontology annotation, molecular function: pectin acetylesterase activity. NCBI's taxonomy places the organism in Eukaryota, Viridiplantae, Streptophyta, Magnoliopsida, Poales, Poaceae. Gene Ontology annotation, biological process: cell wall organization.